This is a messenger RNA of Adineta ricciae, 1800 nucleotides long. Lineage: Eukaryota; Metazoa; Rotifera; Eurotatoria; Adinetida; Adinetidae. The record is from the annotation of a GenBank genome assembly.
AUGAGGGAUGACACGCUUCAAUCAUCACAAUCAAAAGAGCCCAAUACACAACGAAAACUUAUUCGUUUAAAACAAAAUCUUCCUAAACGACGACGACGAAAUUUAGUUCUCCCAAUAAAUCAUCGUCGUAGUAUCUUAAAAAAUAUUCUUGUUCGUAAUGGCGAUAGUUUAAUUCAUGUUUCCGCAUUCGAUCAUCAUUUACGAUCAAAUAAAGAUCAAAAUUUCAAUGAACAAAAUAUCAUUACAAUCAAUGUAAGUGGAAAUCGUUAUCAAACUCAUUUAUCAACUCUUGAAAACUAUCCGAAUACUUUAUUGGGUAAUAAACAAAAACGGCAUUACUAUUGGAACGAUGAAAAUAAAGAAUAUUUCUUUGAUCGUCAUCGCGCAUGUUUUGAAGCAAUUCUUUAUUAUUAUCAAUCGAAUGGACGUCUUCGUCGACCUGAUUAUGUUCCAUUGGAUACAUUUUUAGAAGAAAUUUCCUUUUUCGAUCUCGGUCCAAAUGCUUUAUCACAAAUUAAUAAAAUGGAAAAUGUUUCAAUUGUCAAAUAUAUCGAUUUACCAAAUUUAUUAUGGCGUCGAUAUAUUUGGUUCUAUUUGGAAUAUCCUCAACAUUCGAUGUUUGCGAAAAUUCUUUAUUUUUUUUCAAUGAUCAUCACUGUUUUAUCGUGUCUUGAAUUAGCAAUUGAAACACUUCCCGAAUACAAUGACAAAUGGAAUAAUUUAUGUUCUAACGAAACUAAUUACACAUAUCCAGAAAAUAAUAUUCCAAUAUGUUCGACAAUAUUUUCUUCACCAUUUUUUAUAAUACAAACAGUUUGUGUAUUUUAUUUUACAAUUGAAUUUCUUUUACGAGUAAUCAGUACACCGUCGUAUUAUCGAUUUGUUCUAUCGAUUUAUAAUUGGAUUGAUUUGGCUGCGAUUAUACCUUAUUUUGUGUUUUUGGGUUUGGCAGUUGCUCAUAAAACAUCGGAUUUAAAUGGAAAUAGUUUGGUUGGAUUGAGAUUACUUCGAAUUUUAAGAUUUUUACGCGUUUUUAAAUUUUAUUUGGUAUUUAGACAAUUGAAAUCAUUGAGAGUACUCAGUUCAACACUGAAAGAAUCCUUUGUGGAUUUUGUAAUAUUGAUUGUCAUUUUAACGCUCGUGGGUUUUCUUUUUGGCUCAGCUGUUUAUUUUGUUGAACAAGAAGAGAAUGGACAAGUUUUUGAUUCGAUUCCAAAAGCUAUUUUUUGGGGAAUUAUCACGAUUACAACUGUUGGAUAUGGUGAUAUGUAUCCGGUGACCGUCGCUGGACGAAUUUUGACAUGUAUGUGCGCUUUUUUUGGUGUGGCAAUUAGUGGAAUGUUGGUGUCAGUUCUUGUUGAUCGUUAUCAACGUGUUUAUAAUCGAAAAAUGUUCUUUCCUGAACAAAUUUUAUCAGCAAUUGAUGAAUCAAGUACUGAACAGGAUGAAAAACAAGAAUUUAUUAAUAAAAGAUUAAGUAAAGUACCACGAAAUACACUUUUUAGUACGAUAAUUCCUCCAGUAACUCCAAGACCUUCUGUUGUUUCAUCAAUCGAUUAUAAAAACUAUCUCGAUUCGAAGAAACUUUCGUCAUAUAAGAUUCAAUUUGUUAUAUCGAUUUAUGAAAGUGAAGGAAAAUCGUUGGACAACUAUUCGAUGGAUUUAAUAGAAGAAUUAAAAGAAAUCGUUCAAAAUCGUGAUUUAAAUAUUCAUUUGAAGUUAAUUAAUCCCAGAGCAAAUUUUCCGGAUAAAAGUCCGAUUCUAACAACCGACAAAUUAUCUCAUAUUUCUGAAGAAUAG